Rubroshorea leprosula is the source of this 2481-nucleotide messenger RNA. The record is from the annotation of a GenBank genome assembly. Lineage: Eukaryota; Viridiplantae; Streptophyta; Magnoliopsida; Malvales; Dipterocarpaceae.
AUAUGAAUCAAAUUACUGUUAAGAAAGUUGUACGGAUUAGCAUAUGGUAGUAGAACAGUAGACCCAAUAACAAAAGGAAUCACGUGAGAGAUGAGAGAGAGAGUUAGUGAGAAGGGAUCAUGGCGGACAUCGGUCACGAGCAAGACAGUUGGCACUGAACUGGGAGCAUGAUGGAUCUCGUCGCAACAACUAUCAAAGGAACAGGUAGCAAGUGGAUGGUCUAUGACAUCUAUGCACCAAACAGAAAGAGCAAGAAUGGGAGCAGAUUCGGCUUCGUGAGAUUCCUGGGUGUGAUAGAUAAGAAGGAAUUGGAAAGAAAGCUGGAUCAGAUCUGGGCAGAAGGGUGGAAGCUAUGGGUGAAUAGACCAAGGUAUGAUGAGGAGAAGAAGGAAGUAUGGGAGAAAAAAAGCAGUAGAGGAACAAUGACAGUGGUCCAAAGCAAAAGCUACACAGAGGAGGUGAAAGGAAUACAAGGAAGUAAUGCUGAUGAGGAACAGAGCAAACAGAGUGAGGUUGGCCGAAGUAGACAUCAAAGACUCGACAUUGAAGAUAAAAAGUGUACAAAGCAUGAUGAAUAUGAGAGAUUUAGAGGCAUGGAGUAUAAUGUCAAACUUGAUGAGUAUGAAUGGCUUGAUGGCUGUUAUGUCAGAACAGUGCACUCCGUGGUGAUGGUAUGUGAAGAUAAAGAGGAAUUGAAGGACUUGGUUGAAAUGGCAUCAGAUUGGCUAAGGCAAUGGUUUGCGGAGGUGCAACCAUGGACACCAAAAAUGAUUGCAAACGAGAGAUUUGUAUGGAUAAGCACAAGCAAAAAGAAAAGGUUUGACACUGCAAGAUUUCUGAUCUCCACUCCAAUCAUGGAGACAAUCACAGUCACAAGGCAAAUCAAAAUUAAUGGAGAUAUUUACAGAGUGAAAUUUACAGAGGAAGAAUUUACCAACAGCUUUUUUUCUCUGAAGGAAGAUUUAAUGCCAUCUUUUAAUAGUGAGUCAGAGGACUGUGAAACAUGGUCUACUGGAAGUGAUUCAGAGAUGCAAGCCUCAGAAAAUGGAUGGAAGAAGGAGGAUGUUCAGAUCAGGGUUCCAAGGGUAGAAGAUGAUGAUGUAUUUGUACGUAUGAAAGAGAAAGAAAGAAGACAUUCAGUACAAGUUUGUGGGGAAGUAGGAGAGCAAGUAGAAAUGGGAGGAGACAACAUGGAAAAAAUUCAAAAUUUGAAUUUAGCUGAUGGUAGUACAAGGACAGGCGGGGAAUCAAAGAGGCAGGAGGUGCAGGACUCAGCUACAAAGAGUAUAGAAGAUGACACAAGGGAAUUGGAUCACAUGAUGAAGCCUAAUAAGCAACCGGUGAAAGAGCCCACUUUGCAAAAGGAAAGCCCAACGGGAGAGAAGUCUACAAAUUUGGCUUGGACCCAUGCAAAAAGACCAAAGGAGAAACUGAAUAUAAACAAAAUAAGGGGCAAUUUCAAAAAUGGAGAAAGAAUAGAAGGAUGUAAUGAAGAAGAAGAUGAAGACAUGUUUUGGAAGGGCCAUGAAGCUGAAAGGGGACGCAUAGAAGAAUGGAUCGGCAACCAAAUAGGGGAAAUUAAAUCAAAAAUGGGAAGAAGGAGGGUUAGACGUUGCAGCUCAAUGUACCACGGACCUGAUUCUGGGGACGCAGCGACGAAAAAAAGAAGAGAAAAAAGGAAGCAGAGCACACAACAGAGGGAGGGACAGCCAACACCAACUUUCAUGCUAAAUGCGAAUGGAAAAAUCACUAAAGACUCAAUAGGAGACAAUGACAUACAUAACUGCAACAAAUUUCUAAAAAAACAACGAUGCAAGGAGAUGAUCACGAAUGUGUGGAAUAAUAGUGAAGUGAAAGGGUGGAGUGGAUUUAAGCUCAAGGAAAAGCUGAAACAAACAAAACUUGCAUUAAAGGAGUGGAGUAGUAAUAUGAAUAUGGAGUUGAAUAUCAAAACAAAGGAAGUUGAAGAUGCAAUUGCUACAAUUGAUGAGAAAGGAGAGCAGAACCAACUGUCGGCUAGUGAUAUUGAAAUGAGGAGAAAUUGUUUUAUUGAUUUGUGGAAGAAUCUAAGAAUCAAGGAGAGGAUGUGGCAACAAAAAUCAAGGAAGCUAUGGUUAAAAGAAGGCGACGCCAACACAAAAUUUUUCCAUAGAUGUGUGAAGGGAAGGUGGAGAAGAAACGAAGUAAUUAGCAUCCGGAUCAAUGGGGAGCAACUUACAAGAGUGGAGACAAUAAAGCAAGAGACUGCUAAGUACUUCCAAGAUUUGUUUACAGAAGAAACUUGGAAGAGACCAAAGUUAGAUGGGAUAAGCUUUAAGCAAAUAUCACAAACUGAUAAUGAGCUCCUCACAGCAGCUUUCUCGGAAUAGGAAAUUAAAGAAGCAACAUGGAAUUGUGACUCAUCCAAAUCUCCAAGGCAUGAUGGAUUCAAUUUCAGAUUCAUAAAGAUGAUGUGGGAGGUCAUAAAAUCUAAUGUACUCA